AUGGGCGAGCACCAACUGAGUUAUGAAGAGUUGGUAGAUUGUAUAGUCCACGACAAGCAGGUUCCCAACAUUUUGCAUGUACCUAAUGUAACGCUUGAUCCGUCUCUUAGUAAAGAUUCCAGCAUGCGUCCCCGCCUAAAGCCGUGGGAAACCACGGCCACCAACCCAGUUCCCAGCGUUAAUGUCCCUAAAGAGGCAUCCCCAGCAAUACUUUCGAGCAAAGAGGAGUUUCCACGAUCCCAGAGCUCCAAAAGCCUCUCAAAAUACUAUUCGAUUGAAACCGAAUUCGAGCAGCAAUUACAGAAUUUCCUCGGCGGUGGUGACGAGCAAAUUUCGACUAGUGAGUCCCAGUAG
This is a messenger RNA of Lachancea meyersii CBS 8951, 354 nucleotides long. NCBI's taxonomy places the organism in Eukaryota, Fungi, Ascomycota, Saccharomycetes, Saccharomycetales, Saccharomycetaceae. The record is from the annotation of a GenBank genome assembly.